CAUCAGUGUGUUUGAGUAAAGUACAGAAGAGUCCUUCUUCUGAGACCGACACUCCAGCAGAGCACAAGCAAGAUAGUGAGUUUUCGGCAGCAGCAUGGCAGAAGCUCACCAGGCGGUGGCCUUUCAGUUCACUGUUACUCCAGAUGGCAUUGACCUGCAACUGUGUCAUGAAGCCUUACGGCAGAUCUAUCUUUCUGCCUUACACUCCUGGAAAAAGAGGUUCAUUAGGUUCAAGAAUGGUAUUAUGACUGGAGUUUAUCCUGGAAGUCCUACUGGGCUCCUAGGUGUGGUUGGGGGUUAUUUGAUUUUCACAAAGUAUGCUAAUAUAGAUCCAAGUUUAGGAGUCGUCGCUAAACUGGCCCCUCAUUUGCCAGUCUGUAAAUACAUAACAGAGGACACCCAGCAAAUCGUUGGUGGAAUGCUGGUUGGGACAGGAGUUUGGACCGCCAUCAUCUUUUUUAUGAGGAACAUGCUGAAAUCUCUGCUGUCCUGGCAUGGCUGGAUGUACAAUCGCCAUGGGACCAUGUCCAUAAGAACCAAAAUUUGGCUAGCACUGGUGAAAUUGUUCUCUGGACCUAAGCCAAUGCUGUAUAGUUUCCAGAGCUCAUUGCCACGGCUACCGGUGCCCCCUGUGGAGCACACAGUGAAAAGAUACCUUGAAUCAGUGCGUCCUCUAAUGGAUGAUGAACAGUACAAACGUAUGGAAGCACUGGCAAAGGACUUUCAGAGCAACUUGGGGCCCAAACUCCAGUGGUACCUGAAGCUCAAGGCCUUUUGGGCCUCAAAUUAUGUCAGUGACUGGUGGGAGGAUUAUGUUUACCUGAGGGGACGUGGACCCAUCAUGGUCAACAGCAACUACUAUGCAAUGGACUUUCUGUACGUAUUCCCUACUCAUUUGCAAGUUGCCAGAGCAGGGAAUGCCAUCCACUCCAUCAUGCUUUACAGGAGGAAACUGGACCGUGCUCAGAUCAAACCUGUUUACUUGCUGGAGAACAGAGUGCCGUUGUGUUCGGCACAGUGGGAGCGGAUGUUUAACACGUCUCGCAUCCCAGGCCUGGAGACAGAUUUCAUCAAGCACGUGAACGAGAGCAAGCACAUUGUGGUUUACCACAAGGGACGCUUUUUCAAGGUGUGGAUGUUUUACGAUGGCCGUUUGCUGUUGCCCAGGGAGAUUGAGCAACAGAUGGAGAGGAUUCUGGCAGAUACCUCCAUGCCUCAGCCUGGAGAGGAGAGGCUGGCUGCACUUACCGCAGGAGACAGAGUCCCAUGGGCAAAGGCACGCACUGAGUUUUUCAGCACAGGGAAGAACAGGAAGUCUCUGGACACAGUGGAGAGAGCUGCAUUCUUUGUCACGCUGGACGACACAGAGCAGUGUUACGAGCCUGAUAACCCUGUGCAGUCCCUGGACAGCUAUGCUAAAUCUCUGCUUCAUGGAAAAUGCUACGACAGAUGGUUUGACAAGUCCUUUAACCUGAUCGUAUUUAAGAAUGGCACAAUGGGUCUGAAUGCUGAGCAUACCUGGGCUGAUGCCCCCAUUGUGGGCCACCUGUGGGAGCAUGUGUUGUCUAUGGAUCCUAUAACGCUUGGCUACACUGAAGAUGGCCAUUGCCGCGGCAAACCACAUCCCAGUCUCCCUGGACCCCUGCGCCUCCAGUGGGAUAUUCCAGAGGAGUGUCAGUCUGUGAUCAGCAGCUCUCUGAAAGUGGCUAAUGCCUUAGCAGAUGAUGUAGACAUGCACAUCUUCCCCUUCAAAAACUUUGGCAAAGGUUUAAUCAAGAAGUGUAAGACCAGCCCAGACGGCUUUAUUCAGAUCGCACUCCAGCUCGCUCACUUCCGGGAUAAGAAAAAGUUCUGCCUGACAUAUGAGGCCUCUAUGACGCGACUGUUCCGUGAAGGCCGCACUGAAACCGUUCGCUCCUGCACCAUGCAGACUUGUGAUUUUGUUCGUACCAUGAUGGAUGAAAAACAGACGAGAGAGGAGAAGUUGCGACUACUGAAGCUGGCAGCAGAAAAGCACCAGGAACUCUAUAGAAUGGCCAUGACUGGCAAAGGCAUCGAUCGCCAUAUUUUCUGCCUCUAUGUGGUGUCCAAGUACCUGGGAGAUGACUCAGCCUUCCUCAAAGAGGUGCUGUCUGAGCCCUGGAGACUGUCCACUAGUCAAACUCCACUACAGCAGAUCGAGCUCUUUGAUUUGAAGAAGCACCCAGAGUAUGUCACCAGUGGAGGUGGCUUUGGCCCGGUGGCAGAUGAUGGUUAUGGUGUAUCGUAUAUCAUUCUUGGAGAAGACCUCAUCAACUUUCACAUAUCUAGCAAGCAUUCCAGUCUAGAGACUGACUCUCACCGCUUUGGCAGCCACAUAAAGCAGGCCAUGCUCGACAUCCUUGCUCUCUUCGAUUUGGACAAGAAGACUGUCAAGUGAACUGUACUUCUGUCUCCGUGCAUAAAAGUUUCAGUGAAAUGCUUUGUUUGCUAGAAGAUUGUAAUUGUAUUGUUAGUUUGUAAUUUAUGAUUGAUUAACCAAAAAAAGAGAAUGAUAAAUAUCAUAAAUAAUGCUAAAGAGGAAGUUUAUUCAUGUUGUUUUAGGUUUUAAGUUUGUACAUUGAAAGGGACUUUGUACAUUGAAAGGGACAAUGGAGUGCUGCAUCUUUUUGUCCUCUAUUCAACAUUCUGAAUUUCUCAGAUUGCAGAGCCCACAUCUCUUAUUUUAUAUCAAACUUGAAUAGCAGUUGCAACUCCAAAACCUUGGGGGGAAACUAACCACUGCAUUUAUGUGCUGUGUCAAUGCAAAGCAAAUUCAAUGCAAUGUUUUUUUUUUUAAGCAUUCAUUCUACUUGCACUUCUGAACUUGGGUGUUCAUGUGGUAAUGGCUAGGUGCAGGACAGCCACUAGGGGGUAGCAUUAGAGAACUUAUGCUAUGAGCAUUUACUUGAAUUAAAUUAUUUUAAAUAUAUUUAACUGGCAUGAGUUUUCUUAUGGAAGUAAUUUUUUUUUUUCAGUUCCACCGGUUUCAAAUUUUUUCAAGAAUUCUAAAUGGCUCUAGAUUUCUAUAUGUGUUCAAUCCAAUUCCUGUGAGUCGAAUUCAUAGGCAAUAAAGUGUUUCUGAUACCGAAUUUUAAAUAGUGACUGUAAUCUACAUCAAGUAGCAUUAUGUUGCUCUGAAUACUAACAGUAAACAUAUAUCUGCUUUGUCAGCCGUUAAAAAACGUCUCCAGGUGUUCUCGUGAGGUUACUGCAGCUCUAUUUAGACAAAAGUCUACGAACAACAGAUAAAAGAAAUAUAUGUUGUUCAGUCAGAAACCAUAUGAUAUUUUAUCUAUUUAGUCUUUUCUCCAUUAAACGGUUAUACCCUAGAGUCUCUUCUGAUUUGCAUUGCUUGAUUAGUUGGAUUGGAAAUUGUGACACUGAAACGUUGUAUGUUGUAACUGAUGUAUUUAUAAGAUAUUCUCUACAGAAGCAGCUGUUAUCCAAGAAUAAUACAAAAUGUCACUGUUAAAUAAAGAACCUUCCAAUAUUUUAGAACAACACA
Tachysurus vachellii is the source of this 3526-nucleotide messenger RNA. RefSeq names its product carnitine palmitoyltransferase 1Ab (liver) (gene cpt1ab). Gene Ontology annotation, cellular component: mitochondrion. The transcript has 19 exons. Gene Ontology annotation, biological process: carnitine metabolic process; fatty acid metabolic process. The record is from RefSeq and is a predicted model, not a curated record. Gene Ontology annotation, molecular function: carnitine O-palmitoyltransferase activity. NCBI's taxonomy places the organism in Eukaryota, Metazoa, Chordata, Actinopteri, Siluriformes, Bagridae. The coding region runs from base 95 to 2419 and encodes 774 amino acids.